Messenger RNA from Xiphophorus hellerii (green swordtail), 7967 nucleotides. RefSeq names its product diacylglycerol kinase, iota (gene dgki). The transcript has 34 exons. Lineage: Eukaryota; Metazoa; Chordata; Actinopteri; Cyprinodontiformes; Poeciliidae. Gene Ontology annotation, biological process: phospholipase C-activating G protein-coupled receptor signaling pathway. Gene Ontology annotation, molecular function: ATP-dependent diacylglycerol kinase activity; protein binding. The record is from RefSeq and is a predicted model, not a curated record. Gene Ontology annotation, cellular component: glutamatergic synapse; plasma membrane. The coding region runs from base 240 to 3158 and encodes 972 amino acids.
GACGUACGGAUCUCGCUUGCCAGUUGGUCCAGGGGCUCGUGAGUGUAGCUCUCUCCGUCCUGCCGCAUAUAAAGGCGGUCAACGGUCGGAGACCUCCGCGUUAAGGCAACUCCAAAGGAGACCGUCAGGUUAUUUUAUUCCCGCAGACAUUUCAGUUCCCGCUUCCUUCUCACCACCCGCCUCCGUGUCCCGUCACAGACUGGCGAGAAAAGAGGGGGGUCCAUCACGGAGUGACCAGCAUGGACCCCCAAGCGAAGAGCCGCACUGGUCCGGCGGCGAUGGCGGCGGGAGGGAGCUUCGGCGGUCGCCCGGCCUCUCUCGGAGCCGACGGGGGUGACUCAGAGUCCGGAGCGGGCUCCGAGGAGGCUGCCAUGGGCUGCAGCGACACAUUCAGCAGUCUGCCGGACAUGGAACAGGAGUCUCUGGAGGAGAAAUUACGCGGACUGGCGUUCAGAAAGCAGACCUCGUAUCGGAAAGCCAUCUCCAGAUCAGGUCUCCAUUACCUCGGCCCGCCUCAGCCUUCGCUCCCUCCAGCAUCCAACGGACCAAACAAGGAUCUACGAACCUGCGUGGACUGGACGGAAAACGCAGGGAACGGAGAUCACUUGUGGAUGGAGACGAGUUGUUCAGGAGAGCUGUGCUACCUCGGGGAGGAUGCGUGUCUCCUGAAGACUGCGAAGUCGGCCCCCAGGAGGAAAUGCGCCGCCUGCAAAAUCGUAGUCCACACCGGCUGCAUAGAGCAGCUAGAAAAGAUUAACUUCAGAUGCAAGCCGACCUUCAGGGAGGGGGGGUCCCGAUGCCUCAGAGACAACGUACUGAGACACCACUGGGUCCACAGGCGGCGGCAGGAGGGGAAAUGUAAACAGUGUGGGAAGAGUUUUCAGCAGAAGUUCUUCCACAGCAAAGAAAUAAUCUCCAUCAGUUGUUCUUGGUGUAAACAGGCGUUCCACAACAAGGUGACGUGCUUCAUGCUGCACCAGAUCGAGGAGCCGUGUUCGCUGGGGGCCCACGCCGGAGUCAUCGUCCCUCCCUCCUGGAUCAUCAAAGUCAGGAAGCCACAGAGCUCGCUGAAGAACUCGGCCAGGAGGAAAAAACGGACGUCUUUCAAACGAAGGGCGAGCAAGAAAGGCCUGGAUGACUCUAAAUGGCGUCCGUUCAUAUUGAAACCGCUUCCUUCUCCUCUCAUGAAACCCGUCUUGGUUUUUGUCAAUCCCAAGAGCGGAGGCAACCAGGGUGCCAAGCUGUUGCACAUGUUCAUGUGGAUCUUAAACCCCAGACAAGUGUUCGACUUGUCACAAGGUGGACUAAGAGAAGCGUUGGAAUUGUAUCGCAAAGUGCCAAACCUGCGGAUCCUGGCCUGCGGUGGAGACGGCACAGUGGGGUGGAUCCUCUCCGCUCUCGAUGAGCUGCAGAUGAAUCCCCAGCCUCCGGUCGCUGUACUUCCUCUGGGAACAGGAAAUGACCUCGCCAGGACGCUCAACUGGGGCGGGGGUUACACAGACGAGCCCGUGUCGAAGGUUUUGUGUCACGUUGAGGACGGUUCGGUGGUGCAGCUCGACAGGUGGAACCUGCUGGUGGAGAAAACUGCGGUCCAGCCAGAAGAAGGCACUCAGAAGCUUCCUCUGAAUGUUUUCAACAACUACUUCAGCCUCGGCUUCGAUGCUCAUGUCACGCUGGAGUUCCACGAGUCCAGAGAGGCCAACCCGGAGAAAUUUAACAGUCGCUUCCGCAACAAGAUGUUCUAUGCUGGCGCUGCAUUCUCAGAUUUCCUCCAGAGAAGCUCCAGGGACUUGUCGAAGCACGUCAGAGUGGUGUGCGAUGGAACGGAUCUAACGCCCAAAAUCCAGGAGCUCAAGUUUCAGUGCAUCGUGUUUUUAAACAUUCCCAGGUACUGCGCUGGCACCAUGCCGUGGGGAAACACCGGAGACCACCGAGACUUUGAACCGCAGCGCCACGACGACGGCUGCAUCGAGGUCAUCGGCUUUACCAUGGCCUCUCUGGCGGCGCUACAGGUCGGCGGUCACGGUGAGAGGCUUCACCAGUGCAGAGAAGUCGUUCUCACCACUUACAAGACUGUACCUGUUCAGGUGGACGGCGAGCCGUGCCGACUGGCUCCUUCCACUCUGCGCAUCUCCCUGCGAAAUCAGGCCAACAUGGUCCAGAAGAGCAAGAGACGCACGUCGGUGCCGCUGCUCAACGAUAUUCAGAAGGUGUGUGCAGCUGAUCUGCGCCGCCUCUCUGCUCCCCCCGACUCCUUCUCUGUCCCUCAUGCGGUUCCGGACCGUCUGCGGCUGCGGGUGAACCGGAUCAGCCUGCAGGAGUACGACAGGCUUCAGUACGACAAGGAGCGACUGCGAGACAUCUCAAUCCCAGUAGGCAUUGUGGUUGUGAGGGGCGACUGUGACCUGGAGACCUGCAGACUUUACAUCGACAGAUUACAAGAGGAUUUACACCAGGCGCCAUCUACUGGCCACAGAGUGCACUACCAGGAUGAAAUCAGAGGCGUCCCCAUAACCAGUUCAACCAGUAGGCUGUCUCCUAACUGGAGCUUCCUGGACUCGACAUCAGCUGAUCGUUUCUAUCGCAUUGACAAAGCUCAGGAGCAUCUUCACUUCGUGACAGAAAUAUGUCAGGACGAGGUUUUCAUCCUGGACCAUGAGGGACCAGUGGGGAGCCAGGCGUCGUCGGCUGGGAUGCCAGAUCUGGUGGUUGAACCUGCUGCAGGGGCUCCUCUGACACCUGAUGAACAAGCUCUUCUAACUGCUGCCAGUACUGGAAAUCUUCUACUGCUGACGGAUAGCGUACGUCGAGGAGUCAGCUUGUUGGUGAGAGACUCCGGCGGUUGUUCUGCUUUACAUCUAGCUGCCCAGAAUGGACACACAGAUCUGGUCAGCUUCAUCCUGCAGCAAGGUUCAAAAGUUCUCCUGGAUUUAACCGACAGAGACAAGGGGGAGACCGCCUUGCACAAAGCCGCCUCAGAGAAGCAGCAUGCAGUGUGUCGGAUGUUGGUGGAGGCCGGCGCUUCGCUGGGGAAGACAAACUUCCAGGGGAAGACGGCGGUGGACCAAGCAGCAGGAGACUCUGAGCUCGCCGUCUUCCUGAGCUCCCAGCAGCAGACGUCAUCCGGCACCAACGAAGACCUGGAGACGGCCGUCUGAGGCGCUGACGCUCCGUCGCUCUCUCCCGCCGGACUCUGGACUCUGCACCGGCCCGGAGCAGAGAGGAACCGGGAGGGAAGUGCCACACCUGUGCCAGAUUUCACUCCGCAGGUGCAGAGGAGAACCAGGAAACGAACUGCCUCCGAACGCGGCAGCAUUGCAGCAGAGAUUUUAACGCUCGACUAUUUAUUUAUAUUUAUUUAUUCUAUUUAUUGGUUGUGCUGGUUGAUUAACUUUUAACAAUUGCAAGUGCAAUUCGUCUUGUAAUGGAGUUGUUUUGGUCAUAUUUUGCAACUAUAUUAAGUCUGGAAAAUGAUCAGGAUUGCGAUCAAAGCAGAAUAUUUAUCCCAUAAACCUGUGUGCCAAAGACAUUACACUGUUGUGGUGUCAUAUCUAAUCCAAAUAACCACCGUUUCAUGAAUCCAGGUUGGAUUUCCAGGUGAACUCAAACCUGUCUGUCACAUGCUGCUGUUUUCGCCCGAUGAGUCACAGCUCAUUAUGACUCAAGUACAGAAACCAAACUGCAGCUCUCUAUUUCUCCCAAACAAAGAUCUUCUAGGAAACAACGGACAGGGUUAUCAGAGAAGGUUUUUAAAAAAUGUUUUAAACAAAAGCGUGCUGUAGGAUUUACCCUUCUCCUUUAAAUACGAGUCAAAACAGCCAAAGUGGAGGUCACAUGUUUGAUGUGAAACAAUUACCACAAAUCUUCUCUGAAGCAAAACAACAAACUAAAAAAACUGAAUGUAGCUCAUCUGUACAUCAGGUUUCAUUUUGCGUUGGUCGUCCUGUUCGUGCCGUCCGUCCGGUCUGGAGUCAAACCAACAUCAUCAACACGACUGAACUUGUUUGUUUUACGAACACAUUGACCUUUCACCCAGUUGUGUACAUGGAGACAUUAAUAAGCUGAUCUCGUCUGUGACGUUAUAAACAGAAAUCAUCCACAUGUACAGACACCCCUGGUAAAAUGCUGAGAAAACCUUUAGAAAAAUGUAUCUUUUAUUGCAGCAGCUUCAUUUUGCUCUGGAAAAAACCUUAAAUUCACAAAUUUAUUCAUUUUUCAUUAGGUCUGCAGACAUAUAAAAGCUGAUUUUUGUCCAUUUUAGUGUUUAUUUGGCAAUAAGUUUGGAUCAUUAUGCUACUAAGACACCCAGAAAUAAACCGUUUUCAUGUUUUCCGGCUGAGUUUUAUUUAAAAAUGACCUCAUGUUUAAAUAAUUUGUGUUUCUUGGGGCUUUAAGGAGAGAAACACUCUCUUUGUUUAAUUAACUGUACACAUUAGGUGGUUUUUUUUCCACAUAUUGAACAUUUAUUUUACAUUUCAGGUAAAAUCCUGAUAGAGUUUAGCAAACUGUAAAUGUCUCUUUUUGUGAUUAUGAUUUCCAAACCAGUGGAAAUCACUCCCUGCAUGGAGUCAAGAUAAAUGUUUUGUUUGUUGAGGUCAGGCUGCUCUGUGCUUCUGGCGCAUGACUUACUGUAGAUUUGGACCAAGUUAAAAGCAUAAUUGUGUUUUUAUAACCAUGUCCUGACUUACAAAGAGCCACAAACGUCUGAAUCUCUGAUUUAUUAAACCUUAGAGAAACUGCAAGUCAGGGAUUAAUAAACACAAGCUUUUAUGCAUCCUAAAUGUAUACUACUCCUACUGCAAUAAAAGAUAAACGUUAUUAAAGGUUAUUUUUAGACUUUUGUACUGCGGGUGUCUGUAGGUGUUGAUUACAGCUUGAACUUUUGGACCACUAAUGCAAAAUUAAUCCCUUUUUUGCCUGAAAUGUAAAUAUUCUAAAGUGUUGCUUGUUUUUUAACACAUUUUUUAAAAACUGAAAUAUAUUAGCUGUUCUGUUUCAACAAAACCCAUUCCUUAGGGUCAAAUUCACUAUUUUCUUAGCAAAUCGUCAUUGAUUUAUUUACCUGUCAGGGUAGAAAGGUGAGGAUAUGGCAGGCUGUUUUAACAUAAAAUCAGUUUCAAUACACUUAUAUUUCAAAUAUCUGAAGUUGGUUUAGGAUUAGAUGUAUUAGUAAAUACUUUCUGGCUAGUAUAAAUUGUGUUAUUGAUUUGUAAGGAAGCUUUAAACCAACAUAAAUACAAUUAAUUACAAUAAUUAUAACAACUUUCAGGUAUGAACAAUUAAAUUAUGACUAGUCAUAAAAUAAUUUAAGAUAUCUCACUUUUUAUUCUGAUUAGUCAUAAGUCUAUCUAAAGAUAUCUAAUAACACAAAUAUUAAAAAUAUCAUAAAUGUAUUUUUAGAUGGGAGAUAUUUGACUGAUGCAAAUGAAACUGAAAGCAAAUAAUGUGUCUCAAUGUCCCAGAAAAAACAAGGACAUUUAUGAGCUCCAAAAGUCGGAAAAGUAGCUAUAAAAAAAACUCAGAAAUGUUUAGAUCAAUCUCAGAAAGUUUCAAGAAAUUUAAAUAUUAAUGUUCAGACAUUUUAUACUUUUACAUCUCAGAUGUUUCCAAGAUUAUUACAAAAAACCUGAAAUUAAUCUCAAAACUUUUGAGUUUUUUCUGGCAAAUUUUUAACUUUUCAAGCUCAGAAAUUUCCGUAUUUUUCCUAGAAAGCUUCCAAGAUUAAUCCGGAAAUUUACGCUUCUGUUUUACAGUGUAGCACAAAGGGGCCAUUCUUAAUUCAGAUAUGUAAAAAUUUUAUUUUUAAUUAUGUUCAAGAUGCAGUAUCUUGAAUUGUAAUUACAAAUAAAUGACAAACCCAGUGACAUAACUUGAGGUACUUUGAAAGGAAUUGAAAAAUAUAAUUGAAUAUAUCUUGAAUUAUUGUCGUCAGAAUUUCAGUUUAGUCAAAAUGCAUUUUUAGGUACCUGGAUUCUAAUUACCGAUAGUCAGACGAAACUGAUUUUAUGCUAAAACUGCCUGCCAUACUUUAAGACACCUGGCUUAAAGGAGGAAAUCACCUGAGCUGCUGAUGUAUUUCUGUUGAUUGGCGAUAAAAACAAGGAAAUAUGAGUCUGGGAUCUCCCAGCAGCUUUAUUACUUUGAAUCAAACCGAAACCUGUUGUCAUUUUUUAUUGGCUCGUCCUGAAUCAUAAGGCGUUUCCAUAGAAACGUGUAGCGGGAAGAUGUGACUCACAACAUAUCCAACAAAAUAAAAAAAGUGUACAGAUUAAUUUAUCCUUCACCACAAAGUGUGUUUGCAGUAUUCGUCCCAAAAAAAAAACAGAAACCAUCUGAGCCAUAUUCAGUAGAAUAUAAAGAUGUUUAUUUUUGUUUUUAUUUCAUUUUUUACAUUUCUCUGUUUGUUGUUUACAUUACAUUAAUGUUUAACACAGUCGAGCAUUUAGCACCGAGGAGUAUUGAAUGUGCAAUGUCGAGUUGGAGUUUCAUUUCUUUUGUACUUUAGAGAAAUUAAACAACUUUACAAGGUUUUCUGUGAAAUUCACUAAAAUGUUCAGGAAGUUUCGUGUAUAUUUUUAUUUACUUUAGUUUCUAGAUUCCUCCUUAAAUUAGCCUUAUUUUGAUCCAAAUAAUUUAAAGAAAAGAUCUAAUCUGAAAGCCACGAUGAUUUUAUUUAACUUAAUUGAAAGGUUCAAAGUUUUAUUGUUUUCAUGUGAUUAAAAGUUACAUUUAUUGGCAGUCCUGGUAGAAAGCCUUAAAUAUCAUUCAUUGCAGCAGCAUAAAUUGAAAUUUUAUGUUUUGUUCAAUAAUAUUCCACACAGCCGGAGCAAAAACAUAUACAUUUUUGUUAACUUUUUAAUAUGUUUGUUAUAAAUUGGGUUGAAUAAUUACUUUCUUAAAAUGUCCUUAUUUAUGAAAAUUCAAAUGGCAUGAAUUUGUCAUAUAUUUUUAUCCAAAGCCAACAUUUGCUUCAAACUAAAACGUUUUCUAAUUUGUAAUAUUUGUUUUCUCUACUGAAUAAAUGUACUCAAAUUAAAAGGUGGACUUUUGUGCUGCUGUUUUGAAAAGAUUUUUUUUCAAUUUGAAAAAUUUUUAAAUGUUUUUUUAAUAAUAAAAAAUGGUAAAUGCUGUUUUUUUUUUUUAAACUGAGACACUUUCUAAUUGCCAAUGCUAAUGAUCAGAAUCUGCAGCAGCAUUAUUUUUGAUGACAUUCCUGAAUCAGACUCUUCUGUCUUCCUCAUCACAUUCUGCAACUUUUACCGGAAACUUUCUGAACUAAAUUUACUUUUGGAUGACGACAAACGUUUGUUGCAAAAUGCAGGACUCCUGCGAUGGCUUUGGCUGUCCGGUUUCCAACUCAGAGCGCUUCCUUUUGGGAUUAUAGAGAAAUUGAUUUUAUGUGAAUGAUUCUAAGAGGUGACUGUGUGAAAAGGUCCAGCCUGUUCUGAACGACACAAACACAUCUCACUUGUGCAUGACGUUUUCUUACCUCUUUUGGGUCCGUUUUCUGGUUAAUGACAUAAAAAAAAUGGCAUUAUUGUUGUUUAAAGUAUUACAUCAUUCUAGUUUUGAAAAUUAUACCUGAGUUUCCUUCAAGUUUGGGCAUGUUUUGGCAGUAUUUUUCUUCUGCUUUUACAUUUCAUUUUCCUGCUGCUGAGAUUACUUGAGGUUUAUUUAAAGAACUGGUGAUUCUUUUUGUUUCUGACCUCAGUUGCUGUUUGAGUGAAUGUUGGAGGAAAGUUGGUGAUUUCCUCAUUGAUCUGCAACAAAAGUGCUUGUCAUUGGACAUCUAGAUGUAGAAGGGGCUCCGCACUUCUUGAUUUCUGUGUUUAAUUCUACAACAAGGAGCCGACUGAAAACCACUAAUGUAUCGAAGUUAUGCGGUUUAGUACGUGUACAGUAUAUAUGUAAAGAUGGUCAUUACAGUACAAAGUCCAUAUUUUGUCAAAUAAAGUACAUCAAAUUUA